UAUAUUAUCUCUUAUCACAAACAAAGUAUAAAUGCGGUAUAAAACUCACAAACACCGUGCUGAAGUGCUCAGUAGUGCUGAUAGCUUUGUCAUAUUGGAAACAAAGCUAUUACAUAGAACAAAAGGCAUUGUUGAUUACGUGUAGUUAAAAUGGCAAGUAAUUUAAGAUUUGCCAUUGAACGAGUACAAAACUUUGCCCAAACUGCAUACAAUGGAGUUGUAUUGAUAACAUCGCCAUCGACAAAAAUUCCAUCUGUUUUUCAAUCUGCGAUAAGUGCAGCUGCAUCCUUAGAUAAAAAUUUUGAAAAGGAAGUGACAAUUUUACCGGUGGAUAAUAUUGCUGGCGGACGGUUAAUUCAUGCAUCUACAGGGAAGAUUGAUCCUGAUUAUGAUGAUGUUCGUAUUUUUAAAGAUACGGCUUAUAAAGCAAUUAAACGUGCACUGUCAGCAGGCGUUACUAAACCAAUAAUUGUUGUUGAUAAAUAUGAACCAUUUAAGAAUUGUGAACUUGUCACUUUGUUAGGAGCUUUAGAAGCACUUUAUGUGCCGUUGGAAGUGCGAGAAGAUGUACCUUCCAAAGCAAAAAAAGUUGACGCCUUAGGGGUAUACUCAUCAAAUCCCAGCAUUGAUGAAAUAAUAACGUUGGCUAAAAAUUUAGAAUCUGGAUUGAUUGUUGCUAGGGAUAUUGGUGGAUCUGAUCCAGAACGCAUGGCUCCACCAAAAGUUCAAGAAUAUGUUGAAAAUGAAUUUAAUUCAUCAAAUAUUUCCAUUGAUGUAGUUUCCGAUAGUAAAGAGCUUAAAGCUAAGUUUCCAUUAUUCCAAGCCGUAAACCGAUGUGCCGAACACGUAGAGCGCCACAAAGGUCGUAUUAUCUUUUUAACAUAUAAUCCUAGCAAUGAUGGCGACAUUCCGAAAAAAAAUUAUUACUUAGUCGGCAAAGGUGUUACAUAUGACACCGGUGGUGUUGAUAUUAAAGCCGGAGGUGUUAUGCAAGGAAUGUCACGUGAUAAAUGUGGUGCAGCUGCUGUAGCUGGAUUUAUGAAAGUAGUAUCACUGUUAGCACCUAGAAAUGUGAAAAUUGUAGGAAUUAUGUGUAUGGUACGAAAUAGUGUUGGAUCUGAUGCAUACGUCUCAGAUGAGAUAAUAACAGCUCGAUCUGGUGCACGUGUUCGAAUUGGUAAUACAGAUGCGGAAGGUCGUAUGGCUAUGGCCGAUUCUUUAUGUUACGUAAAAGAAUUAGCUGAAAAAUCCCCACAAAAUACUCAUUUAUAUACCAUUGCAACAUUGACAGGUCAUGCUAUACGUGCUAUGGGUAAGGGAUACAGUAUUGUUCUUGAUAAUGGUCCAGCACGAAAACAAGGACACGAUUCUCGAUUAUCACAAAUAGGUGUAGAAAUUGCAGAUCCAUUUGAAAUUUCUACUUUACGUAAAGAAGAUAUUCAAUUCCAUGAAGCAAAAUCGGAAGGGGAUGAUAUAAUACAAGCUAAUAAUUUACCAUCUACUAUGACAGCGCGUGGGCAUCAAGGUCCUGGUGGUUUCUUACUUUUAGCAUCUGGUUUGGUUAACAAUGGUAGUGGUUCUGAGAAACCAAUUGCUUACAGCCAUUUAGAUAUUGCUGCAUCAGGUGGCUUUUUACCAGAAAAUGCAACAGGCGCACCUAUUUUAGCGCUAGUUUCAGCUUUAUUAUUGAAUAAUUAAUACUUUUUUUUUUCUUUAAAAAGGGGGGGAGGAAUGGCGUGAUUUAUUAUUAUUGUACUUAUAUUGUAUGAGGGUUUACAAAGGUUAUUAUUAUUGCAAAAGCCUUUUUUUUAUAAUUUUUAGGUUUUUUUGAAUAAAUUGUUAUUAUAUAUU
Molecule: messenger RNA, 1851 nt
Organism: Chrysoperla carnea
Lineage: Eukaryota; Metazoa; Arthropoda; Insecta; Neuroptera; Chrysopidae
Gene: Dip-B
Product: putative aminopeptidase W07G4.4
Exons: 5
Coding region: 151-1698 (515 amino acids)
Biological process (GO): proteolysis
Cellular component (GO): cytoplasm
Molecular function (GO): metalloaminopeptidase activity; manganese ion binding
Source: RefSeq, a predicted model, not a curated record